GCCUUCACGCCAAGCGGACGCGUAACGGCACCAAAAGCUGAACUGAAUACAGAAUCCGGACCCGACAAAGCACACACACUGCUCCACCGUUCCACCAUCAACAACAAGCAACAAAACUAUAUAUAUAUAUCAAACUACUAAUAAAAACCGACGAAAACGAGUAAUAGUUGUGUGGUAGUAUUCAAAGAAUUUCAAUCCCAAAAAAACGUUGACUGUUUUUCGCGUGUGUUAGUGUUAUGUGUGAUAAAUGCUGUGGCGGAAUCUGUGCUUUUUUCGCCGUGUAAAUUAUCCUGCGUGUACCUUAGCGCGUGUGUUUUUUUCCUGCUGUGCGGGAAAGGGGGUCGUUCAUCCUGUGGGUGCUUUGUGAUUGUGUUUGUGCGCAGGACAUAAAAGCUUCUUAUCAGUAGCAAAGCUACAGAGACUGUAUUUUUGUUGAUAUACAACGCCAAGUCCUUGCAAGGCCACCAACCAAAAAAAAAACAAAAAAUAAAACAGCUGGCAGUGGUACAACCAACCCUACACUUUUUGAUACAAAUAAAAGUAACUUUUGUAAUAUUUAUAAAAGAACAACAAAAAAGAAAUAAAAAAUUUAUAAAUAUAGAAUAAUAAUAAAUAGAAAAAAAAGAAGGAAAAACCAAAUACAAUAUUUUUGAUUGAAUUUGAGCCCGGAACAUAAGAGAACACCAAAAUGUCUUCCAUGGCUGCAUUUGAUCAGUUCAAAAUUGGACUCAAAAUGGUGGACUUCAAGGUGCAACAGCGUCGCUAUAGAACCAGCGAAAAGACUGUCGUUAGCACUACCUAUGGACCCAUCAAAGGUGUCAAACGGAAGUCCAUCUAUGGCCAGCCAUAUUUCAGUUUCGAACGCAUACCCUUUGCCAAACCACCUCUCGGAGAGCUACGCUAUAAGGCGCCACAACCGCCAGAGAUCUGGACGGAGGUGCGCAGCUGUACGUCACAGGGUCCAAAGCCAUUGCAAAAGCAUUUUGUAUUCGAUAUGACGGAUGGUUCCGAGGACUGCCUGUACCUCAAUGUCUACACAAAGAAUUUAUAUCCCACCAAACCCAUGCCAGUGAUGGUCUGGAUCUAUGGCGGGGGCUUCCAAUUUGGUGAGGCCUCCCGCGAGUGCUACAGUCCCGACUAUUUGCUGCGCGAAGAUGUCGUCGUGAUAUCCAUCAACUAUCGAUUGGGUCCAUUAGGUUUCCUUUGCUUAGACGAUCCUGAGCUUGAUGUACCCGGCAAUGCUGGACUGAAGGAUCAGGUGAUGGCCCUGCGUUGGGUCAAGGCCAAUUGUUCUCGGUUUGGCGGUGAUUCCGGGAACAUAACUAUUUUUGGUGAUAGCGCUGGCAGCGCCUCCGUACACUACAUGAUGAUCACAGAGCAGACACGCGGCCUCUUCCACAAGGCCAUUUGCAUGUCGGGCAACACAUUAUCCCCCUGGGCGGUCACGCCACAGCGGAAUUGGCCAUAUCGUCUUGCCGUCCAGGCGGGCUACACGGGUGAGAAUAAUACCCGCGAUGUCUGGGAGUUUCUCAACAAUGCCAAGGGUUCGGACAUAAUUAAAGCGAACGCCGAUCUGUGCAUCGAUGCCGAGAAAAAGGAGCGUAUUGGUUUCUCUUUUGGACCCGUCAUCGAACCCUUUGAAACGAGCCACUGUGUGGUGCCCAAGAAGCCCAUCGAAAUGAUGCGCACCGCUUGGAGCAAUAGUAUACCCCUCAUCCUGGGUGGCGUCUCCAAUGAGGGUCUACUGCUGUAUGCGGAGACCAAAGCCAAGCCAAAUUGUCUGAAUGAGCUGGAUGAUUGCCGAUUUGUGGUGCCCAUUGAACUGAAUAUGGAUCGAGAUAGUGCACUAUGCAAAGACUAUGGCGAACAGUUGAGGGAGUGCUACUAUGGCGACAAAACGCCAAGUCUGGACACUCUUCACGAGUACCUAAAGAUGGUCUCCCAUGAGUACUUCUGGUUCCCCAUCUAUCGCACAGUAUUGUCCCGCCUGGAGUAUGCCAGGAGUGCACCCACCUAUUUGUAUCGCUUUGACUUCGAUUCAAAGCACUUCAAUCACCUGCGUAUCCUUAGCUGUGGCAAGAAGGUGCGUGGCACCUGCCACGGCGACGAUCUCUCCUAUCUCUUCUACAAUUCACUGGCCCGCAAACAGAAGAUCCAUACGCGCGAAUACAAGUGCAUUGAGCGUCUGGUGGGUCUCUGGACACAUUUUGCUGCCUAUGGCAAUCCCAACUUUGACCCAGAUCAGUCGGAACUGUGGCAGCCCGUGUCUGCGGCGUCCGUCGAAAAGCAUCAGCUAAAGUGCCUUAAUAUAUCCGAUGAGCUGAAAAUAAUCGAUGUGCCCGAGCUGCGUAAGCUGAUGGUCUGGGAGAGUUUCUUCAGACGCGACGAGCUGCUUUGAGGUGUGUGGAACUGCGAUUGCGACUGGCGAUUGGUGUGGAAUGGAAUGUGUGGAGUAUCUCCACUUAGAUGUAGAUCUGUAGCUUUAUCUGUACGAUUCUAACAGCUUUAUGUUCGAAAGCCUCUGUUCAAAACAAUGCAAAAGCGUAGCUUUAGACCUAAACAAAAAGAAAAAAGAAAAAGAAAAAAAACCGCCCCCCCCUCUACUGUUGUUAAGUUUUUGCCAAUAUCGAAAGAUUCUAUUUAAGUGUGUUAAAGUUUUAGCAGCUUCGAAAUCUAUCUGGAAUAGGUCGGAACUAUAUCGGGAAGCGUUAUGUAAGCCAGGCAAUAGUUAUGAGUAUGAAACACAAGUCGCAACUGAAGUACCUUCUAUGAGAAACUACAAGAAAACAAACAAAAAAAAACAAACAAAUAAAAAACAAAAAACAAACAAAUACAGUAAUCAAAGACAGCCAAGGAAUCUGAGCUAAGCGAAAAUGUUAUAAAUCUAAUUUAAAUGUUCCUUUAAAUGAGUCGCGUCGCUAAUGAAACAAAA
This is a messenger RNA of Drosophila obscura, 2932 nucleotides long. Its product is annotated as esterase B1. The transcript is spliced from 5 exons. The coding region runs from base 689 to 2398 and encodes 569 amino acids. Gene Ontology annotation, molecular function: cholinesterase activity. The record is from RefSeq and is a predicted model, not a curated record. Lineage: Eukaryota; Metazoa; Arthropoda; Insecta; Diptera; Drosophilidae.